Molecule: messenger RNA, 863 nt
Organism: Spodoptera exigua (beet armyworm)
Lineage: Eukaryota; Metazoa; Arthropoda; Insecta; Lepidoptera; Noctuidae
Source: the annotation of a GenBank genome assembly
AAUCAGAGUCAAGACUCUUAGACGUCAAUAACAUUAUUAAAAGAUAACAGUGUCAAAUGUUCAAUAUUACUAUAUAAAUUCAUUUUGUUUAUUCAAAUAAAUGCCCGAUAAUUUGAACGAGUAGUUAUUAGUAAGUAUUUGAUAGGGUGUAGUAGAAGCAAUAGCAGUUAAAUAAUUGUUAUUCGUAAUAUUUAAAUAAUAAAAUGUUAAAUGACAAAGUGAUAUGUAUUUACUUAUUUCUUUGUUUUGUACUAUUGUAUGGAGUAUGUGAUAACAGCACAAGUCAACAAGACGACGGCCAAUAUUUGUUUGAUUUCACAAAAGAUGGUGACGUAGACGUUUGGCAAGAACAAUCGGAUACCGUACGAGAUGUGGGCAUGUCAAAGGCCAUUUUUGUUAUUCACAAAAAUGUUGGGUUCAGGCGAGCUAUAUUUUUUGCUCUUUUAAAUCCUCAAUUAAACGGAGCCGGUUUUGCCGGAAUACGGGCUAUUCAGACAUACAAUCUAACCGGCUACACAAAGCUACAAAUCAAAUGCAGAGGACAAGGACAAUUUAAUGGAUUCAAAGUAACUUUACGGCACAAAGGUUUAAAUGACGAGCCAAAUUACUCAUUCGAGCAAUAUUUCCAGGCACCAAAAGAUGACUUUGCCAUUCGUAAUCUCAAGUUCUCUGAGUUUAAAGCUUACUACAGAGGCAAAAGAGUAACUAACAAUGAAAUGUUAGAUUUAUCGCAAGUGUCAAGUAUUGGUAUACAGAUGUAUGGCGGAGUUUACCAACCUGUGAAGCAGAAGGGUCCCGCAACGUUGGAGAUAGAUUGGAUAAGAGCCGUUUAAAUUACAACAAUAAAAUAAAUUUGAUAAUUA